Molecule: messenger RNA, 1154 nt
Organism: Morus notabilis
Lineage: Eukaryota; Viridiplantae; Streptophyta; Magnoliopsida; Rosales; Moraceae
Product: transcription factor bHLH51
Exons: 2
Coding region: 93-872 (259 amino acids)
Biological process (GO): regulation of DNA-templated transcription
Molecular function (GO): protein dimerization activity; DNA-binding transcription factor activity
Source: RefSeq, a predicted model, not a curated record
ACUAGUUGCUAUAGCUCUUAUUGAUGUGGGAUAAAAAGCAGUACUGAGUGAGAUUUUACGAUGACUAGUUUUGAUUUAUUUUCUCCUCGGCCAUGGAAAAUUUUUGCCACCAAUAUUCCUCUCCUAAUCAGCCCAAAGAGGCAAACUUUUCAGAGUCUUCGUUGCUGGUUCCAUGGCACAUACCUUCUCAUCAAUAUGUAUCAACCUCUACAGCUUUCCAAUUCUGUGGAUUACCAUCGCUUUCUCUACCGAUUGAUAAUCAUGCAGAGGAUAAAGCAAUGGCCGCUUCUAAGAGCCACAGCCAAGCAGAGAAGCGUCGUAGGGACAGAAUUAAUGCACAGCUUGCAACUCUUAGGAAACUAAUUCCCAAGUCCGAUAAGAUGGACAAGGCGGCUUUGUUAGGAAGUGUGAUUGAUCAAGUGAAGGAUCUGAAGAGAAAAGCAGUGGAAGUGGGAAAAUCCUUGAUAGUUCCAACAGAAGUUGAUGAGAUAAUUAUUGAGAGUGAUCUUUCUGAUGAAGAUGUGAAUGUCAUGAACCUCACCAACAAAAAAAGCAGUAAAAGUGACAACAACAUUUACAUAAGGGCAUCGGUUUGCUGUGACGACAGGCCAGAGCUUUUCUCGGAGCUCAUUCAGGUCCUCAAAGGCCUAAGACUCACACCAGUUAGAGCCGAUGUGGCUAGUAUUGGUGGCAGAAUCAAGAGCGUUCUCAUUCUUUGCUCUAAGGAUCAUGCUCAAGAAGCCGUUUCCAUAAACACUCUAAAACAGUCGCUUAAAUUGGUUUUGAGCAAAAUUGCUUCAGAAUCUAUGGCUUCAAAUUGUCGCAUUAGAAGCAAGAGGCAGAGGUUCUUCUUGCCUUCAUGCAAUCAAUAAUUAAUAAAUUUGCGUAACAUUUUUUAUUUUUGGUUUACUCGUUAUUGUUAAUAUAUAUUGUUUUUUAAAGUUGAGGGUGUUGUGGUGGAGUCGGGUGUGUAAUUACCGUUAAUUUGUGUCUUUAUUGUUAAUAUUUUAAUCCGCGGAGUCCGGACAUAUGCUUCAAUCAUACAAUGUAUUAUGGGCGUGUGAGCGAGAUCUGAGUGCAAAAGCAAGAGAUGUGAGAAUAAUACAUCAAGUGGUUUCUUAUCAUAGAAAAAGGAGACGUAUGAUCACUUUUCU